Molecule: messenger RNA, 3006 nt
Organism: Acanthochromis polyacanthus (spiny chromis)
Lineage: Eukaryota; Metazoa; Chordata; Actinopteri; Pomacentridae
Product: cilia- and flagella-associated protein 100-like
Exons: 16
Coding region: 66-1826 (586 amino acids)
Source: RefSeq, a predicted model, not a curated record
ACCAUGACAACAGUACACAAACUCAGCUGCUCAGUAGCUCGAAGAACGAAGCAGUGCAGCUCCAGAUGUCAGAAGUACCUGAGAAAUAUCGACACCACAGCAAAAAGGAAAAAGAGACGUCUUCUGGCGUCUUGGCUGUGUCAGAGACUGAUAAUUCUGCCAAACUGCCAAAAGCAGGGAUCAGGAAGAAAAGGACACAACUGAACCCGUUCAAAGUGCCAGACAGUAACAGCAUUUUUCUACUGAGUGUAAACGAAAGAGGGGACCAAAAAGAGGAGAGACGUAAAUUUUUGGCUCUGCCAAUUGAUGAGAAGACAACCCACGCAGUGAGAAUGAUGGCCAAGCUGAAGAAUGAGCUGGUGGGAGAAGUGGAGGAGGAGGAAGAGGAGGAGGGAAAUGAGCAGAUGAAGGAUCUAAAACAAAUCAGGAGUAAGACAGUUCUCCCUAAACAAACACCAGGCAGACACGAGCUGAAGAUAAAACGAGAAAAGAUUGCAAAAGACAACAAGUAUGACUUAAUUUCCAUGGAACGACAGAAGGCCGUGUUGGAGUUAUCUCUCAUGACAAAGAGGUCUGAGAUUUUGAGGAUGGACAAGGCCAUUGCAAAAGAGGAGCGACAGCUGAAGCAGCUUGAAAAGACCAUCGAGCGAGACAACCUCAACUUUGAAGCGUUCCUCAGGGAGAACGAGAAGAAGUCUGUGGAGGCCAGAACGCUAUUUGAACAGGAAGCCAAGUUGAAACAGGAGAGGAAUACUGAGAUCAAGAAGCUAACUGCUGAAACAGGAACAAUAAAAAGUGAAAUUGCCAAGUUUGAAGAAAUCCUGAUAGAUUACAAGCGAUACAAGGAGCUUCUAUUCAAGCUGUCUCCUCCAGAGUGGCAGGAGGCCCAGAAGACCAAGAAAACUGAAGUCCUGUCUGGCAAAGAUGCACAGCACAACCAGAACCUGGAGCCUGAAGAGAUGGCUGAUAAGAACAGCAAGUUAAACCCGAGUUUGGAGCUCCAAGUGUCCAGUCCUGGCAGAGAGCUGCCCUCCACCAGAGAGACCGGACCAUCAUCAGCCUACAGCAACACUCUAGUCACAAAUUCUAACCUGGACAGUGACUGCUUAGAGUAUGAGGAUGAACCAGAGCUGUACUUUACUGAUCCCCAGCAGCUACUGGAUCUGAUGACAGAGCUGACAGAGCAGAAUUUGUCCCUGAUUCAGAACUCUGCACGGGUGGAGGAGAAACUGGAGGAGUUGAAACAGUUCAUGGAGACAACUAGGAGGGAAAUUGAAAAGGAUGAAGAGCAGAUAGCACUGCAGAUAACCGACAUGAACCAGAGGAUUGACAAAGAGAAAGCAAGAGGGGCCAAACUCAAACAGAAAGUUCAACUCCAUGUGUCACUGAACACAGAGGACCAAGACAUGAUGAUGGAUGCUCUGGGUGAGAAGGUAGCAGAGGUGCACCGCAGCUGCGUGGAUGAAAGGAUGACCAACCUCAGCACCUUGGAGAAGCUGGUCAAUAUUGAGCACCACAUGUCUUUGCUGCUGCAGGGCCUUGAGAGCAUCCCUGAAGAAAAACUGGAGCUGAUGAAGAAGAUCAAGGACAGCGAGAAGAGGACCAGACAGCGUGAAGAAAAGCUGAGAGAGCAGCAAGAGAAACAAAAAGAGAGGAUGAGGAGGUAUUUGGAGAGAUCCCUGGCUGACUCUAAGAAAAUAACUGGGAGAAAGCUCAUGCCCAGAUGCAUGCCAGUUGCCCAGAAAGUCAAAGUGAGCAACGAGGAUAACGUCCCUGCAGAAGAUGAGCUCCAUGAAUACCUCUUUGGCCCUGAGGACACAGAGUAAUGAAAAAAAAGACAAAAAUUAUGGUUAUUAUUAUGCAUUCCUUUACCUCUUGUUUGAUUAGUGAACAUUUAUUAUGAUGCAACUGAUAAAUACCACACUGAUGUGAAAAAAUCAGUAAAUCAGCUGAAAUGUUAAUGAAAAAUUCAACUAGAUUUUUUUUUUUUUUGGGGGGGGGGGGGUGAGAAAGUUCCACACAUCAGUAGUAGUAGUAUUUUCAGUGAGAAAUUUUACUUGCACUCAUGUUCUUUAAAAAAAAAUUUUAAUGUUACAUUGAGUGUCCUUCCUUUGUUAUAAUGUAAUAAUAACCUUUGUUAGUAUGUCACAUUAAAAGAACAUUUUAUAAAAAACAUUGUCAUCAGAUGUCUAUUUGAAUGUUGGUUCUUGUUUUAAAAAAUAGAAAAUGUAUUGUACAGUUGCAUCACUGCCACAGUAAGGAGGAAAAUGCAAGCAGUCUCCUACUCCUAAGAGACAGUUGGUUAGAAUGGUCAAGAGUCAACUAAGAAUCACCAAAAAUCAGAUCUGCAAUGAAUUAGAAAAGUGAUUAUGAAUGGGCUAAAUCAGGCAACAAUUAAGAUUUUAGACUGGCCAACCUAAAGUCCUGACUUAAAACCCAUCAAGAACCUGUGGACUGUGAUGAAGAAACCAGUCUGUGCUCGAGAAGGCCCAAAGAUGCAUCCAGAAGCUUGGGGAUGGCAACCAAAGGUCCAUAGUUGAGGUGAAAGUGGCAGAAGACCUGCAAAAAAAUCUGUGAAAGAAUCAAAAUGUUAUUUUGUGACAAAGACCCAUUCCAUUGAAAUUCAACAUUAUAGAACGCCACGAUACACAUGGUCUGGUACAAGUGUAUGUAAACUUUUGUCAUGACUGUAUUGGGAACCAUCAUCAAACAUGGUGGCAGUAUUAUGCUGUGGAGCUGUUCAUAUUUCCACUCAAGACUCCCUUGAUACACAUGGUCUUUACAGGUGAAUGUAAACUUUUCUUUGGCUUUUCACGUCAAGUAGGUUUGUUGUUUCCUUGUGCACUUACAUUGUAUCUGGGAUGGGCAGUCCAGUCUGUUUAGUCUAUUGUUUAUGUAUUGCUGACUUUGUCUUUAGUUCUGUUAUCUUCUGAUCGCGUUUUUACUCUUCUGUACAGCACCUUGGUUGCUUUAAAGUGCUUUGUAAAUAAAUUUGACUUGACUUGA